Messenger RNA from Chlorella variabilis, 2163 nucleotides. RefSeq lists its product as hypothetical. The record is from RefSeq and is a predicted model, not a curated record. The coding region runs from base 1 to 2163 and encodes 720 amino acids. Gene Ontology annotation, cellular component: Mon1-Ccz1 complex; late endosome membrane; lysosomal membrane. Gene Ontology annotation, biological process: regulation of autophagy. The transcript is spliced from 9 exons. NCBI's taxonomy places the organism in Eukaryota, Viridiplantae, Chlorophyta, Trebouxiophyceae, Chlorellales, Chlorellaceae.
AUGGCGACCCACGUGACCGCGGAGCCGGUGGGCGUGGCCUUCCUGCCGCAGCCCGAGCAGCAGCUGUUUUUUGACGAGGCGGCGGCGUGCAUCCACCUGGUGGAGGGGCGCAUGAUCACCGCAGUCGCCCUGCCCUCACCAAUGUACGGCGGAGGCGCGGCGGUCGCCGCGGCGGCGGCCGCCAGCCUCUCCCGCCUCUCCCUCUCCUCCUCCUCCCCCGACCCCUCGGGCUACGACUCCGACAGCAGCGUGGCCUCCACCACCGCCAGAGCCUUCCUGGUCAGCGAGGGCCCGCCGGUGCGCCACAUCCGCAGCAGCCUGGAUGGCGCCUUCACCGCGCUGCACCGCUCGGCGCGGCUGGUGGAGGUGCACUGCCACGCCACCGGCAACAUGUUCAUCGAGACGGCGGGGGCAGACAAGCAGGGGCGCAAAGGGUGCGACCCGCGCCUGCUGGGCUUCUUCUGGACUGCCGCCCAGUUUGUGAUGGUCACGGCUGGCGGGUUAGAAAUCCACUUGGUGCACCCCUCGCUCCAGGGCCUGCGCAUGGAUGCCACUGUGCCGCUGCAGGGGGUGCAGUGGUACACAUACAGCCCCGAGACGCACAUGGUGGUGCUGGGGUUUGGCAGCAGCGGUGCCAAGCUGCAGGCCAUCCAGUUCAGCAAGGCGGGCACCCUGAAGCUGCCGCUGCUGGACCUGACGCCCCCCUGGGGCAGCCCCAUCCGCCCCGUGCAGGCCGCCGCCGUCAGCGCCGCGCUGGAGGGCUUCUCGGCGGCGCGCGGCCAGCCCGAGCGCCUGGUGGCCCCAGACACGUGCUGGGUGGUGGUGCUCUACGGCCGCGUCUUCUGCGCCCACCACGACCGCGGGGCAGGCCUGCUGCGCCUCUACCGCAUGUUCAGGUGCGGGUCGGCGGCAGACGCGGGCCCGCUGCUGCCGCGGGAUGCCACCUCUCUGGCCCACCAGUACGAGGUGUAUGCGCGGCAGCUGGAGCUGUCGGUGGUUGACAAUGUGCUGCUGGUGCACCACAUUGACAGCGCUGUGGUGAUGCUGGUGGAUAUCAUGGAGGCAGGGCCCGCGCCUGUCAGCAGCCCGCUGCCGCUGGCGGUGCCGCUGGCCCGCGGCGGCGCCGACCCCGAGCCUGGCGCGGGCGAGGCUGCGGCGGCUGGGGCUGGCGCGGAUGCCGGGCGGAGUGGUGAAGAUGGCCAGGAGGCGGCUGCGGAGCAGGAUGCGGCGGCGGGCGAGGCGCCAGAGCUUCCGGUGUCGACGGGGGGCGGGGGGGAGGUGCCAGCUGGCGCCUCGGGGGCGGCGGCGGCGCCCGCCCUGCAGCUGCACUACCCGGCCUGGCUGGUGGAUGGCGGCGCUGGGCUGGUGUACCGCCUGCAGCUGGACCUGCGUGCCGUGGCAGACAGCCAGUCGGACUACCUGCGCCUGCUGGCCUUCCUGCAGCGCCGCCGGCCGUCUGGGGUGCCGCGGCGCGACCCGGCAGGCAUCACGCUGCGCGUGCUGCGGGGGCUCAUGCAGGACGAGGCGCAGCUGCCGCUGCUGCGCAGCGCAUUUGAUGUGGUGAACGCGUAUGGCGGUGAGGGGGCCAGGGCGCAGCAGGGCGGCCGCGGCGACGGGCGCGCGCCGCACCGGCAGCCCUGCCUGACCCUGCGCCCGCCCUACGCGCAGGACGUGUACAGCUCUGCGUUUGCGGUGCUGCGGGCGCGGCAGGCGGCGUCACCCGCCUACCUGCGCGCCGCGCUGGCCGAGUUUGUGGCGUCGUGCCACGCGCACGGCGCCCCCCCCGCCCCCUCCCUGGCCUCCUUGUAUGUCGACCUACUGUUGGACCAGGGACACGCGUACCUGGUGGCGCCGCUACUGCUGUCGCACCCGCAGCUCGACUCGGAGCUGCUGGCUGAGCAUGUGGAGGCGGCAGCAGCUGGCGGCCGGCUCCCCCAGGGCGCGCAGCUGGCGGAGCAGCUACUGGUGCGCCUGGGAGCGCACGCAGCGCGCUGCCGCCUGCUGCUGCGGCUGGGCAGGGUGCGGCAAGCUCUGGUGCUGGCCAAGCGGCAGCGCCUAGUACGGCAGCUGGCACCAGAGGUGCUGCUGGAGGCUGCCGCGGCCACCGGCGAUGCUGUGCUCCUUGCGGCCGCUCAGCGGCUGUUCAGGUUGAACAGGGCCUAA